GCUUGAUUUGCGCCUCUCAGGUUUCCUUGUCAUCCCCGUAUCCAGUUGCUUGUGGAUGGCAGCAUCUAGACUUCUGGUUAUCGACACCCAAUUGCGCCUCCUUCAUCACCACUUGUUCCCGAAGCUCCUCGGCUGAUUUGCUAUACAUAUCUCUCGUUAGACCUUCCGCUAGUAUACUGCGCGUGAUGCCUGGCCAAUUCAUUGGCUCUUAAUUGAUCCUCAGAUUCACCCCAAGUUAGCUCGUGAUGCCUGACAGUCACGCCUCGCUCCGCUCCUGUUUACGUCUUGCCUCCGUUCCGCGUGCCAGCACUGCCCCCACAUUCUAUACGAGCUCUUGAGCCUGCCCGGGUAAAGCGCGAAAGACGAGACCUUAUAUACACACAACGUGAGCGGUUCCGCGAGGGAUGAGCACCUCUCUCACACCACAAUAAAGAGUGCUUUGUGAAUAUGGCAGCCCACGACGAGCAGUAUUCCGACCCUGGGGCUAAGGAAUACCCCUCUGAUAACGAUAACCUCGGGGAAUCCGCAGAUACCGCUUCCGACCCAUCCUCCCUUCUCAACGCCGUCAAAGCACGAAGGGAUGAGUAUACCCGCCAUCGAACCCUCCAUGUGAAGGUUGGCACCUGGAAUGUGGCUGCCGUUUCUGGCACGGAAAAAGACAUUGGGAAGUGGUUUGUUCAACAAAAGGGUGUGUGUGGGCCGGGAUCCCAGGCAGAAUCGACGUCUAAAGACACGGGCUCCGGAGGUACUCGUUCGCUUUCUGAGAUCCCACCAGACGAGGUUGGCCUGUAUGUCCUAGGACUACAAGAAAUCGUUGAUGUCUCAUCGCCCGCAGAAGCCUUGAGACCAUAUGUGGAUCCCGCUCCGGCAAACCGCUGGAAGGCGGCUCUUGAGGAUUCUCUUCCUGCAGGCUAUAAACUGGUGGCAGAAAUUCAGCUGAUUGGAUUGCUGCAACUGAUUUAUGCCGCUCCGUCCAUUGCCGAUAGCGUGUCUGCCGUCAGCUGUUCCAGUGUAGGUACGGGCCUGCUUGGGUACGUAGGUAAUAAAGGUGCCGUGGUGACCCGUCUGCUUCUCGGUGAGACUACCUCCAUAGUAUUCGUCAACUGCCAUCUGGCGGCGGGGUCGGACAAAACCAGCUUAGAUCGACGAAAUUGGGAUGCCUCGCAGAUUGUUGGGCGUACAAAGUUCGAUUCGAUCGAUCCUGAAUAUACGCUUCGAAAUACGCCUUCCGAAAGUAUUGGAGACGAGGAUUACGCAUUCUGGUUUGGGGAUCUAAAUUAUCGUCUUGAGGAUAUUCCUGGUGAUGAUGUCCGACAAGUCCUUGCUCGGCAUACGGAAAACGAGUACGAUAAAAGGCAUGGAGUUUUACUGGAGGUAAAUGGUACGCCGUCUUCACCGCGUGUAGUCGUUGGCGGGGACGCAGGGCGGCAGUCACCCGUUUCAGAUAUCACCCCAAGCGAGACACAGUCGGUCGACUCUGAUGAAGACUUGGACCCUCACCAAGAUCCAGCCUCUCUUCAAACAACAAUAUCAUCAUUGUUCCCCCAUGACCAGUUGCGCAUACAACAAAACAAAGAGAAAGCCUUCCAUGAGGGCUGGCGCGAGGGCCAAAUUUCGUUCUUACCUACCUACAAAUAUGAUAUUGGCAGCAUGGCGAGAUUUGACUCGAGUGAGAAGCAUAGAGGGCCUAGUUGGUGUGACCGCAUUCUUUACAGAUCGCGCAGGGACAGAUUAAGGUAUGAGCGCCUGGUUAAGGAAGCCACUGAGGCUAGAAAAAGAGACGAAGAGAUGAAAGCGAGAGGGCUCGAAAGCGCUGCGGCCGAUGACAACGUUUUGUUCGACUACGACCCCGACGCCGAUGGUGCGGAUAGCGGCGAUGAAUAUGAUCCAAACGAAGACCAGGCCAAUGAAAAUGCUUCACCUAAUUCAUCACCAGAGGCGGACGACUCUAUACGACUAGAGUAUUAUAGGUCGCAUCAAGGUGUCCUCUCCUCAGAUCACAAACCUCUUGUCGCUGGGUUUAUAUUGGAAUUGAACUGUGUGGAACCAAGGCUCAAAGCCCAAGUGCACCAAGAAGUUGUACGGGAGCUAGACAAAGCCGAAAAUGAGUCACGACCCGGCCUGACAAUCGUAGUGGACAAUCCCACUCAUGAGCCGUCCCGCUCAGACAUGGAUCCGAAUUCUGUAGAUUUUGGAGAUAUAUCUUUCGAAGACCCCGUCAGCCGAUCUUUGACUGUUGCCAACACCAGUGGUGUAUCUGCAACCUUUUCUUUUCAAAAACCAGAGCGUGCCGAGGAUUCCGGGACACCGUGUUUGGAAUACAAAGUUGCGAAGCAACACCAUGAGCCACCUGGCGAUGAAGGCCAACAAACGUCUGCAAACGAAUGUACACUUUUGCCCGGGGAGCUCGCUGUUAUUGAAAUCACGAUCUGCGUGCGAGACAUCCCAUUUGUCCGCCUGCUUAAUGAUGCCCAAGUGAAGCUUGAAGAAGUUCUGGUUCUUAGGGUGAAGGAUGGUAGAGACCAUUUUAUCUCUGCAUAUGGGAGGUGGAUGCCCACGGCUUUUGGCCGUAGCCUGGAGGAGCUUACUCGGAUGCCCGAGGCUGGUGCACGGAGUCUGACUUCCUCUUCAUCAAUAAAGAGCAGCGAAGACCAAUCAGCAGUUCCGAUAUCAGCUCCCAGAGAGCUUUUCAAGCUAACAGAGGCAAUCUCAGAGCUUGCAGAACGGGCAGUUGCGGAAUGGGGCAUGGUGAAAGGGGAAUCCAACGACAAGGCGCCGUGGGAGAGGGAACCACAUGGUUCUACCUGGCCCUUUAAACCUGAAACGUGGACGCUCAAAGACAAGGAAGGGCGCGCGCAUCUCUUAGCCCUAGCUCGAGAAGCCUUGGACACCAACCAAGCUUUUAGCCAGAUUUUCGCCCCUGAGGUGUCUUCGUUGAUUCGUCUCGAAAUCCUAGGCGAGAUUCUUGUUGCGUUCCUGCGCUCGUUGAAAGACGGGAUAAUUCCAGCUCCUGUCUUACAAAAUUUGGAUCAACAAAUCCAGGCGCGGGAGAAGGCGAAGCAGCCUCCCCUUUCCUGGGAGGACUCACAGGCUUGGGUACUUGAGAGCCUUGCCUGGUCCCCAGCCCACAGUGUCUCCUUCACCUUUGUGACCUUUAUGCUCGCGCGGAUUGCCAACGAAAUUGCACCUGUGCCUACCAAGCCUCUUCGUGGUCUUAAAGAACCGGCACCUAAAGAGAACGCGGAAUCUAAUACGGACCAAACAAAAGAUGAUCAACCAUCAACCCGCUCCCCGGUAUCCCGAGCGUCAUUCAUUUCAACUGGUAGCUUCCGGCGAAAACCAACGUUUUCUACACCACCUAUUCCACAAGACACGGCAAUGACCGCAAUGGCUCAGCGACGACUGACCGUCGAGAGCGCUCUGGCUGGCUUCUUCUCCACUGUGCUCAUAUCUUCUGAUGUUCCUGCCCCCUCGAAGGAUAAAGAGAAGCGAGUCCAGGAAGAAAGGAAACGCAGCAUUAUUGAACCAUUUCUGAAGCCCAUCGGAGUGGACUACCAUGGUCCUUCAGGUGGGGCAUUGUGAGUUUUAUCUUUAAUUUCUUUUUACAUCAUGAUAUCUUGGGAGGCUCUCUGUUUUGUACUCUUUAAUAGAUGAGAGGAGAUCCAUAUAUUAUACACCGACUGUUGCCCUCUUUGGGGCCACUUCAACUGGGCCAGCUAAUGAUAGUGGCGACUUCCUUUUGGUGUUCGAACGGGCUGUUUUGCACCUUUUGAAAGCUAUAUAUAUAGUCAUACAUAUUGACCAACAAUUACGUUAAUACAAUGAUAGAUGAAUGAUGCUGGUAUACCAUGA
Aspergillus versicolor CBS 583.65 is the source of this 3852-nucleotide messenger RNA. Its product is annotated as phosphatase family protein. Gene Ontology annotation, biological process: phosphatidylinositol dephosphorylation. Gene Ontology annotation, molecular function: phosphatidylinositol-4,5-bisphosphate 5-phosphatase activity. Lineage: Eukaryota; Fungi; Ascomycota; Eurotiomycetes; Eurotiales; Aspergillaceae. The transcript has a single exon. The record is from RefSeq and is a predicted model, not a curated record. The coding region runs from base 448 to 3582 and encodes 1044 amino acids.